This is a messenger RNA of Cuscuta epithymum, 1311 nucleotides long. Lineage: Eukaryota; Viridiplantae; Streptophyta; Magnoliopsida; Solanales; Convolvulaceae. The record is from the annotation of a GenBank genome assembly.
ACAAAGAAAUUUCAAAGUGAAGUUCCUAUCGAAUAAUUAUCAGCUUAAGAUAUCUGCUGACUGCUUGGUCUAUGAAUGAAUUUAUUGACUAUGCAUUCUCGCUGGAGGUUGAUCCCUUCAGCUUUCCCACACAUCAGUGAUUCUUGCACUUCUUAUUAUUUACCAAUAUUCAUACCCAAUCAAUUGCGAAGUAGGAAUUGUAGAGCUGAUAUCAGAAGAGCUUUAUCAAGUCGAGUCAAGAAGACGAGAGUAAAAGGCCUAAAAAGAAAAGAGAACACUAAAUUACCCAAUGGUGAUCUGCUGGAUAAGGAAAAUAACACCAUAUCUUCUGUUGUAGGGGAGGCAGGGAGUUCUAAAAAAAUCCCAUCUAGGGUUUCUGUGCUCCAGGCAUGCACUGUUACAUCUGGUUUAAUGGGUCUUUUGGGCCUUUUGAUUCGUCAGGUCUCUCAUGCAUCACAAGAAGGAUUGCCUAUUGCUGACUGCUCUGCUGAAUUUUCAUUUGGCUCCAAUGCAGGGGAUUUUCAGGUGUGGCAUCUUAAGUUGAUUAUGGGGCUGGUUGUAUUGGUAUCAUCAGGCCGAUAUUUACUGUUGAAGACUUGUCCAGAUUUUGCUGAAUCUAGUGAAGCAGCAAAUAGACAGGUUCUUACUUCUCUUGAACCAUUUGAUUACAUUGUCGUGUCAUUUCUUCCUGGAGUUAGCGAGGAGUUUCUUUUCCGUGGUGCACUAUUGCCUCUUUUCGGUGUCAAUUGGCCAAGUGUUCUGGCUGUUGCUGCUGUCUUUGGAAUAUUACACUUGGGCAGCGGCCGAAAAUAUUCAUUUGCGAUAUGGGCAACAUUUGUGGGGCUCGUCUAUGGCUAUGCGACAAUGUUGACGUCAAGUAUUACUGUUGCAAUGGCUGCUCAUUCUUUGAAUAACUUGGUAGGAGGAAUCAUAUGGCGUUCCACAACAAGCCAUUCAAAAUAGAUUGGAAGUGUAUUAAAAAUAUUAGCAAGUCUUCUGUUGUAUCUGUUCCCUUCCCUAUAAAUGACACCACCAGCCACCUGAUGGGGAAGCCAUAAGCCCAUAAUUUUAAUAUAAAGCUUUUCAAUUGAUCCAUUAGACAGCCCUGUGUAGUUAUCAUUAUAGUGUGUAUAGAUUUUUUUGAAUAAUUAAUAUCUUUGAGGCCUUGGGCCUUGCUUUGAGAAUUCAAAAAUCUUCAAAGCAAUUGGGAUUUGGGAACGUAACUAUAUUGUCUAGCCAUUAGGUCGUAUUUAAUUACACAUAUUUGCCUUAAAGUUACACCCGUUUCAAGAGGGUCAUUUUAUACUAUCC